UCAAAAUCUAACCUUCAGCUUCGAGAGCUGUUUCACUCGCACAAGUAGAGUGCGUUUGUCGCAUGUAUCAGAGUCAGUAAUGAUGACUCCAGCCUCCGGGUUUCUGUGGUUCUCAUUUCUUUCGUAUACUUAAGAAGGAAGACAUUUCAUUCUCAAAAAAAAAAGAAAAAGGAAGACAUUUCUGAGAAGCUGUGUUUGACUGUUGUCUGUAACAGAAUGGCUUUAUGAACAAGGAUGCUAUUGAAACCCUAUUAAUAGUAAUCUCACAGCAAUUAGAUUACAAUGUGGCUCAGACCAAAAACCCACCCACUUGCUCAACCCACCUUAGAUUUCCCACUUGCCCCCCUGAAUUCCUACGGUCUUUGAAGAACCCUGAAACCCUUCUGUUGGUUAGACCAUUCAUCCAAGUUUGUGUUUCAUAAUCAAGUGGAGUAGGUUUUGAGGUUUGAGUUAGCUGUUCUUGUUCUGCUUUGGGAUUUCUAUGGAGAAGUACGAGGUAGUGAAAGAUAUUGGGUCUGGGAACUUUGGUGUUGCAAGGCUGGUGAGAGACAAGUGUACCAACGAGCUCUUGGCUGUUAAGUUCAUUGAGAGAGGCACUAAGAUAGAUGAAAAUGUUCUAAGGGAGAUCAUGAACCACAGAUCCUUGAAGCAUCCCAAUAUCGUUCAAUUCAAAGAGAUAUUGCUGACACCGACUCAUCUAGCCAUUGUAAUGGAGUAUGCUGCUGGAGGAGAACUUUAUGACAGAAUAGUCAAGGCUGUUAGGUUUAGUGAGAAUGAGGCAAGGUUUUUCUUCCAGCAAUUGAUAUCAGGAGUUCGUUACUGUCAUGAAAUGCAAAUAUGUCAUAGGGACCUUAAGCUUGAAAAUACACUCUUAGAUGACAGCGCAGCGCCUCGUGUGAAAAUAUGUGAUUUUGGAUACUCAAAGUCAUUACUGAGUUCUCUGCCAAAGUCUACUGUGGGAACACCUGCUUAUAUUGCACCUGAAGUUUUAUCUAAAAAAGAAUAUAAUGGACAGAUUGCUGAUGUUUGGUCAUGUGGAGUCACAUUAUAUGUCAUGCUCGUUGGAGCAUAUCCCUUUGAAGAUCCGAAGGACCCUAUGAACUUCAGAAAAACAAUUCGGCGGAUCCUUACUGUACGCUAUGCAAUCCCAGAUAGUGUCCGAGUUUCUGUUGAGUGUAGACACCUGUUGUCUAGGAUUUUUGUUGUCAACCCGGAAAAGAGAAUAACACUUCCGGAACUUAUGACUCAUCGUUGGUUUGCAAAGAACUUACCUCUGGAGCUGAAGGAAGGAGGAAGCUGGGAGACUAAUGCUGUAAACACUCCAUCCCAAAGCAUUGAACAAGUUCUGUCCAUCAUAAAAGAGGCAAGAAAACCACUGAAGGUCCCAACUGUCAGUAGGUUUUGCGUUGGAAGCAGCAUGGCUAUUGAUGAUGCUGAUGUUGGUGAAGGUACAUAAUCGUGUGGUGAUUGUUGUAUGCCAAGUAUGAGCUAUUGAAGUGUACACAUUUGCCCUGUGUACAUGGCUCUUUUGAUUAAUCUAUAAUCCUGUGUUGCUGUAACUAUAGGGCUUCUUAUUGUAAAAGCGCACACGUUUUAAACGAUUUAGCUGAAAAUAGCACACCCCUUCCAUCAGUUCCAUGUUCAGUUUGGUGUUUAUGGACACCAAUCAGUACAUCUGAUGAUGACAUGACAUUAGCGAUAGAAUUUGAAGACAUAAAGACUCAUGAACUU
This is a messenger RNA of Argentina anserina (silverweed cinquefoil), 1731 nucleotides long. RefSeq names its product serine/threonine-protein kinase SAPK2-like. Bases 482 to 1456 code for a protein of 324 amino acids. NCBI's taxonomy places the organism in Eukaryota, Viridiplantae, Streptophyta, Magnoliopsida, Rosales, Rosaceae. Gene Ontology annotation, molecular function: protein serine/threonine kinase activity; ATP binding. The record is from RefSeq and is a predicted model, not a curated record. The transcript has 9 exons. Gene Ontology annotation, biological process: intracellular signal transduction; protein phosphorylation.